Molecule: messenger RNA, 1434 nt
Organism: Solanum dulcamara
Lineage: Eukaryota; Viridiplantae; Streptophyta; Magnoliopsida; Solanales; Solanaceae
Product: pentatricopeptide repeat-containing protein At2g22410, mitochondrial
Exons: 1
Coding region: 1-1434 (477 amino acids)
Biological process (GO): RNA modification
Molecular function (GO): RNA binding; protein binding
Source: RefSeq, a predicted model, not a curated record
AUGUAUGCAAAGUUUGGGUUUUUCGCCAAGAUCAUGUAUCUGUUUGAUGAAAUGCCUGAACCAGAUGUAGUUUCUUGGAAUGUGAUUAUUGAUGAUCUUGGUAAAAAUGGUUGUUUUGAUGAGGUUUUGGCUGCGGUUAAUGAGAUGUGUUGGAAUGGGGUUGAGCCUAACGCGGUUACAUUUCUUGGACUUGUUUCGUGUUCUUUGAAAAUGGGGGAUUUUGGUUUAGGUAAGUUGGUACAUUUGUAUAUUAUGAAGAGAGGAAUACACAUGAGUGAAAAUCUUGUUAAUGGGUUGAUUGAUAUGUAUGCGAAGUUUGGAGAUAUGGAGUCUGCUGAGAAGUUGUUCGAUAGGAUGCAGAUGAAGACGGUUUUCUCAUGGACUUCACUUCUUGAUGGUUUUAUACAAAAGGGUGAACUAGAAAGAGCUGGUGUUGUUUUUCAUCAGAUGCCUAAGGAUACUACUGCUUGGAAUGUCAUGCUUAGUGGGUAUUCCGAGGCAGGUGAUAUGAGUUCAGCAGAGACAAUCUUUCGAGCAAUGCCAGAUAGAGAUUUAGUCUCAUGGAACACUAUGAUUCUUGGCUAUACUCAGAACAAGAUGUAUAUGAAGUCCUUAGAGUUGCUAAGAGAAAUGCUCGGGUUUGGACUGAAACCUGAUCGGAUAACAUUAGUUGGGUUGUUCUCAGUGUGUGGAUAUGCAGGUGUACUGUUUAUCGGUGAAGCCAUCCAUUCUUUCAUGGAAAAACAGAACAUAAAGGAAGAAGAAGUUGAAGUAGCCUUGUUGGAUAUGUAUAGCAAGAGUGGUGAUCCUGAGAAAGCUCUUAGAGUAUUUUACGCGAUACGUAGAAAAUCAGUGUUGGCUUGGACUAACAUGAUCGUCGGACUAGCAAUGAAUGGUCUUGCAAAUGAAGCUCUUAUGUUGUUCCAUCAAAUGUGUGAUGAAGGAACAGGUCCUAAUGAGAUAACAUUUUUAGGUGUUUUAUGUGCUUGCAGCUAUGCAGGUUUAGUUAAAGAAGGCAAAUGGCUGUUCAAUGCUAUGAGUAAAGUACAUGGCAUUACACCAAGAUCUGAGCACUAUGGUUGUAUGGUUGAUCUUCUAGGCCGGGCCGGUUUGCUUAAAGAAGCAGAGAUGUUUAUUCAUGAUAUGCCUGAAAAGGCUGAUGCUGGCAUCUGGGGUGCCUUACUAGGGGCUUGUAGGAUGCAUGGUGAGGUUCAAAUGGGUGAAAAGAUAGCCAAGAUUGUGACACAAAUGGACCCGUAUCACUCAGGACGUUACAUUCUUCUCUCCAACAUUUAUGCUGCAGAAAACAGAUGGCUUGAUGCUGAAAAAGUAAGGAAGAAGAUGAAAACUGAAGGUAUACACAAAACACCAGGAUUCAGUUUGGUUGAGAUGAAAGGUGAAAUGCACCAAUUCAUAGUAGGCAAUCAUUCUUAA